AUGACAUUAGACCCAUAUUCAGGAUCAGUCGAUUGCCGUGACUGGAAGAAAUCAGCAAUUAAAAAAGCUAUUGAAGAUGGUAUAUUUAAAGAACAUGACUAUGUAAUGCUUUAUAAUCUUGACGAAUUCAGAGCACUUGCCAAAGAAGCCUGCGACAACUUAAAAGGAUUACAAACUAUGGCAGUUAAAUGUAAUCCAGUUAUGAGCUUAAUGAAAGAAGCAAUUAAAGCUGGUCUUGGUGCUGAAGUUGCUUCAUUUGGUGAAUUAAGAAUUGCAGAAAUAGCUGGUUUUGAACCAUCUAAAAUUAUAUUUGAUUCACCAAUUAAAACAAAAAAAGAAUUAGAAUAUGCAUUAAAUUUAGGUGUUGUAAUUAAUAUUGAUAAUUUUGAAGAAUUAGAAACUAUAGAAUCAAUUGUUUCAAAAUUUUCAAAGGAAAAAUAUGAAAGUCUUUCGUUGGGUAUUAGAGUGAAUCCACAAGUUGGAGCAGGUAAAUUAACUGAUCUUAGUACAGGUGUACCAACAUCUAAAUUUGGUAUUGGUAUUGAACAUAAAGAUAAGAUCAUCGAUGCCUAUGUACGUAACAAAUUUUUAAAGGGAGUUCAUAUUCAUGUUGGAUCACAAGGUUUUGAAAUUUCAAAUAUAUCAGAAUCUGCAGUUAAAGUUAUGAAUUUAGUGAAAGAGAUUAAUGCACGUGAUGAUACAAAAUCUCAAAUUACAUUCUUUAAUAUGGGUGGUGGUUUAUCAGUAAACUUUGAAUCAGAAGAGACUUCACCAACUUUCACUCAAUAUGCCAAUCACAUGAAACAAUUAUUACCAGAAUUAUUCAAUGGUGAAUUUUUAUUGAUUACCGAAUUUGGUCGUUCCUAUUGGGCAAAAUGUGGUGUCGUAGUUUCAACAGUUGAAUAUACAAAAUCAAGUGGUGAUCGUGAAAUCGCAAUUUGUCAUGCCGGUGCAAAUAUGUACAUUAGAACCGUUUAUCAAUUCCCAUUGUGGAGAAUUAGAGUAACCAUUUUCGAUUCAAAUGGUGAAUAUAAAACUGGAAAUGAAAAAAUCACAGAUAUCGCUGGUCCUUGUUGUUUUGCCGCUGAUGUUUUAGUAAAAGAAAGAUUAUUACCACCAAUUAAAAAAGAUGAUUUCAUUAUGGCACAUGAUAGUGGUGCUUAUAUGCUUUCAAGUUAUUCUCAUUAUAAUUUAAGAUUAGCUCCACCAAUUUUCUCUUUUAAUACCACAAAUAAUACAAUUGAAUUAAUUAAAAAAGGUGAAACUAUUGAAGAUAAAAUUAAUUUCUUUUCUUAA
Dictyostelium discoideum AX4 is the source of this 1296-nucleotide messenger RNA. RefSeq names its product group IV decarboxylase (gene ddcB). The record is from RefSeq and is a predicted model, not a curated record. NCBI's taxonomy places the organism in Eukaryota, Evosea, Eumycetozoa, Dictyosteliales, Dictyosteliaceae. The coding region runs from base 1 to 1296 and encodes 431 amino acids. Gene Ontology annotation, biological process: polyamine biosynthetic process. Gene Ontology annotation, molecular function: carboxy-lyase activity; catalytic activity. The transcript is spliced from 2 exons.